ACAAGCACGAGCGAAACUGAUAGCGAGAAUGAGUUUGUUGAGAAAAAGAAGAAGAAGAAGGAUGUGCUUCCACCGGGACAGAAAAAGCUUGCAUUUGCAGCAGCAGCUAAGAAGGGCACUCCAGUGAAAAAGGAAAAGAAAUCAGCGGAGAAGUUGGAACCUGUUAGUGCUUCCGACUUUUUUGGAGACGCGGAUGUGAAGGGAAAACCUUCUCCGACCAAAAAAGUUCCAACGAAGAGCGCUAAAAUUAGUCCAUCCCAGAAGGAAAAUGCUGAACAAAAACCCGCGAAGGUCGAGCAGGUCAAAGAGAAAGAAAAGAGUAAAAUUGACGAUAAACGGCAGAAGCAAAGGGAAGCUGAUGCCAAGCCCAAAACUGAUCAAAAGCAAAAGAAGACAGAAGAAAACAAAGUAGAGAAAACUACUACGCAAAAGACCCCUGCUAAGCCUCAUAAAGAAAGUCCAACGCCUAAGCAUCACGAUAGACCAAAAGCGGAUGUAGUUGCGAUUCCUAAAUUACCUAAGGUGAGUUUGUUGUGUUUCCUUCCACUCAGAAUGUCGGAUCGUGCACUUUGA
Messenger RNA from Cylicostephanus goldi, 573 nucleotides. The record is from the annotation of a GenBank genome assembly. Lineage: Eukaryota; Metazoa; Nematoda; Chromadorea; Rhabditida; Strongylidae.